Molecule: messenger RNA, 2754 nt
Organism: Pyricularia pennisetigena
Lineage: Eukaryota; Fungi; Ascomycota; Sordariomycetes; Magnaporthales; Pyriculariaceae
Exons: 3
Coding region: 1-2754 (917 amino acids)
Source: RefSeq, a predicted model, not a curated record
AUGGCAACGCGUUACACCGAGGAGGUGCUUUUGCAUCUUCGUCUGUCGCCCUUGUGCGUCAGACCGUCAAACCUUCCACCUCCAGAAGAAUGGAUGGGGCCCCCUCCAGAUAAUAUUCGUAAUUCGACCAGGACUACCACAGACAACAGAUCCAAGGCUCAAGAUGCGCCGCUGGCAGAUUAUACUAACAGGAGACCUGAAGCCAACCGUCACGCUUCUCGCAACAGUGCUAACCCCGAUGAUAUCAUUCUCGGGCCGCCUAGGACGAGCUUCGCGUCCGCGUCUGCCCGCAACAACUUCAAACUGGGUGACAAUGACAAGCCGGCGCGAGAUCAGGAGCCUCGAGGAGACCGGUUCAACUUUCGUAAUCGGAACGGCGAGCCCGACCAAUCCCACGAUCGCGGAUCCGAGCGCUUCCGAGACGGCAGAGGCAACCUGCGUAGGCGCGAUGAUGGCGACCAAGACAGUGACGGCUGGAGCACGGUGAAGCCUCGGAAGAGCUUCGGCCACGAAGGGGCCGAGCGCUUUCAACAUGGACGAGGGGGCGCCUUCAGGGCGGAUCAGUCCCGGGACGAGCGUAAGCUGCGGGAUAAGGACGAUUUUGAUUCGACUAGAGACCGCCAACGCCGGCCUUUCGACAAUCACGGACGGGACAGGGAUGGCGACGAUGCCGACCCACGCUGGAACCUGACGCGAGGAAGAUCGGAACCUUGGUUCAGAGAUAACAACCAUGAUGACCGUGAUCGGGGAGACCGAGUGGACCGGCAGGACCGCGAGAGGCCCUCCCAACGGGAGCGUAUCGACCGCGCCAAGAGCUGGCGGGAUCGUGAUCAACAUGAUCAGCGUGACCGGGUCGACCGACACAAUGACCGCCGGUUUGAUCAUCGCAAUGAGCGUGACCCUGAGUGGCUUGAUGAGCCAGCGGGUGAAAAAGCCGGAGGUCAUACGGAGGAAGAUUUCAAAAAGUUUAUGGAGAGCAUGAAAGCUGGCCAGGGCGGCCCCAAGAAGUCAGAGAACACGCAGCCUUCACAGGCCAAUAACGCUACGGAUAACAACGCCAGCUUGCCCAAGUCUGAGCCGACAGUCAAGUCGGCGAGCAGUGAGGACAAAUUCUUCUCCAAGUUCACUUCUCCGGUGGACGCUGGAUCCGAGAAGCAAGAUGACUCCUCCAAGAGGGACAGCCUUCCAGGGGGUCAGGCUGCCAAGUCAUCGAGGUUCACUUCAUUUUUUGCGGCACCUCAGGCCCAUGCCGAGCCACCAGCGCCCCCUCAGCCUGAAGCUGGUUCGACCGCCCCAGUGUCCUCUGGUCAUUUGCCCCCAGGUGCCAAUGGUGGUGCGCUUGCGGCCUUCUUCGGAGGCGCUUUCGAGGCAGGUUCGAAUUCGCAUGCGCCGCAACAGGAUCAAACAGAGAAGCAGGCCUUUGCAGCUUUGUUGCAGAAGCUCCAACUCCAAACCAUUUCUAGCCCGAGUCCCACUGCGUCACCACAUGCUCCGCCUCCCGCCCCGGGACCGGAACAACCCCCAAUGGGUCAGCAGCAGCAGCCACCGGCGGCACACAAAUCGCAACAGCAACAACAACAAAAUUCGAUGCUUCCCAACCAACCGUCGCUUUCCCAGCAGCAUCAACAACAUCAUCAACAGUCUGUUCAGCAAGGACCGGGCCAGCCUUCGCGCCCGCAACAGCAGCAGCAGCAAUCCCCUCUUUACCAGCAACAGCAACAACAACACCAUCAUCUUCAGCUCCAGCACGCUAUGCAAGAUGCCCGCCAGAAGAACACGGUCCUCUCACCGGAGCAUUUUCAGCAAUAUGGGGGGGAUCGACGUGGCCCACAGCCCCCGCACUUCCAGGAGAUUGUCGGUGGUCGUGGUAUGCCACCGUCGCAGCCAGCGACUACACGCCCUGAACAGAUGCUUCAGGAUCUUGUGGAACAGCGUCAUCAAGCCCCUAGCCAAGGGAGCGGUCAUGGAGACAACAUGGCACCACAGGUUAACCCACAACACGAAUUUCUAAUGCAGCUUAUGCAGCGUCAUCGCAACGAGCCGGAACCCCGGAGAACAGAAGAGCUUCUUAUGAAAAUGCCACAGCCUCAGAAACAGGCUGUGAAUCUGCCAAUGAUGGCAGAGAGAGAACUAGAGUUCCAGCGAGAGCGCCAGGCGAGUGCUUCGCAAAGGCCUAUGAGGCCCCAAGGCCCACCUGGCUUGUUCGAGGAUCAGUUCCAUCGUCCCGAAGUCGACGGGAGACCUCCUCAGCCUCAGGGACAGGGCCGCCAAGCUCAAGGACAACCUCAACCGACUCAGAUCCUUCAGCGCCCGCCGCCUGGUCUUGAUCAUCAGAUGCACCCUGGCUUCAUGCCUGGAGGUGCUCAAGGUCCUUCAUUCGGACAACAAAGAGGGCCAAUGAUCCCGCCUCCCGGUCUUCCGGGCGGCCUGCCGGGUCUUGGCGUCCCCAGUGUUCCAGUAGGCGGACCCAUCGGGCCAGCAAGCCCCAGCCGUCACAUUCCUGGCAUGUUCCCGCCAAACUUCCCACUCGGCGCCUUCCCACCACCGGAGGCCAUGGUAGGGCCACAUCGGAUGCAACCACCGCCAGGCUUAUUCGGAGCUCCUCCACCACCAGGUCACCCAGGCUUUCCGCCUCCCGGUCCCCCAGGGCUUGCUGCGUUUCAGGGUGGGCCUGAUGGAAUGCCUUUGGGAGCCCAUUUCGACGGCCGUGGCAUGCCACCUCCCGGCGCUGGCGCGCAGUUUCGUCGCCAAUAA